This is a messenger RNA of Suillus subalutaceus, 642 nucleotides long. RefSeq lists its product as uncharacterized. The record is from RefSeq and is a predicted model, not a curated record. Lineage: Eukaryota; Fungi; Basidiomycota; Agaricomycetes; Boletales; Suillaceae. Gene Ontology annotation, molecular function: superoxide-generating NAD(P)H oxidase activity. Gene Ontology annotation, biological process: superoxide anion generation; defense response. The transcript is spliced from 3 exons. Bases 232 to 588 code for a protein of 118 amino acids. Gene Ontology annotation, cellular component: NADPH oxidase complex; plasma membrane.
CAGUCCUGGCCUCCAUAAUGCCCACAGUCUACCAUCACUCCCGCCACAUCCAAGUCAUUGAAAUCAAAUCAAAAAGGAGAAGACCACUACGCGGGCAGGGCAAUACAUCUUUAUAAUGCCACAGCGCUCCUGAGGAAGAUUAUAUUUCUGUGCACAUCCGUGUCGUCGGUGACUUCACCGCUGCGCUCGCCAAGGCUGUCGGCUGUAACUUUGACUCUAAGGAUUCCAAGGAUGUCAACGCCAGUGGUGGAAAGGUUAUUGGCACGAACGCAAAUCCGCCGUUCAACCGGGUGCUCCCUCGUAUCAAUGGUUGACGGUCCGUUUGGUAGUGCCAGUGAGGAAUUCUUAAAUUACGAGACUGUUUACCUUGUUGGUGCUGGUAUUGGUGUCACACCCUUCGCUUCUAUUCCAAAGUCGAUCUGGUACCGCAUGGACAACCUGAACAACUCCAAGCCUACCCGUCUCUCCAAGGUCUACUUCACUUGGGUCAUCCGCGACUUUGGCAGCGCCGAGUGGUUCCAUUCACUACUGCAGGCUAUCGAAGAGCAGGAUCAACAUCUACCUCACUGCAAAGAUCAAGGAGGAUGACAUGAACAACAUUAUAGUCCAAGAUGUCGGUGCAGAGAAAGACGCUAUCCCUUC